Aspergillus ibericus CBS 121593 is the source of this 2069-nucleotide messenger RNA. RefSeq names its product tRNA 1-methyladenosine methyltransferase subunit GCD10 (gene trm6). Gene Ontology annotation, cellular component: nucleus; tRNA (m1A) methyltransferase complex. Bases 108 to 1829 code for a protein of 573 amino acids. NCBI's taxonomy places the organism in Eukaryota, Fungi, Ascomycota, Eurotiomycetes, Eurotiales, Aspergillaceae. The record is from RefSeq and is a predicted model, not a curated record. Gene Ontology annotation, biological process: tRNA methylation. The transcript is spliced from 2 exons.
ACCGAGAUCGAGCAGGAGCAGCUGUUGGUGGGUACGUUGGCUUGAUUUACCUCCUUGCGUGCCAUGCGCUAGUCGCUCCCUUCUUCUUUCCGAAGUCAUCCGUCCAAAUGCAUUCCUACGUGCGACCAAAUCAAUUCGUGGCCUUCAGGCUCCCGUCCGAGGCGACGAGGAUCCAGAAGGUCGUUCCUAAUACAUCUAUCUCUUUGGGAAAAUACGGCACCUUCCCCGCCAACCAAAUCAUCGGCCGUCCGUUCUACCUGACCUUUGAAAUCCACGAGACCCCGGGUGAAGCCGACAGCACAUACCUCCGCAUUGUAUCCGCGGCGGAACUUCACGCGGAAUCACUUAUCACCGAGGGCGAAGGCGAUGGCGACGAUGUCGAGCUCAAUGAAGACGGCACGCCGGUGCGGUCGAAUCGCGAAACCAUCGAUGAUCGAUCGACGCAAAAGCUAACGCUGGAGGAGAUUCUGGCGCUGAAGAAAGAGAGUACGGGAGCUGGCAAGGACAUCAUCGCGAAGCUGCUGGAGUCGCAUCAGGCUUUGGACCAGAAGACGGCAUUCUCCCUCGCUAAAUACAAGCUGCGCAAGGAGAAGAAAUAUAUGAAACGGUUCACAGUCAUCCCAUUAGAUGUGAGCCUCCUGGCCAAUUACAUGCUGGAGGAUAAGGAUGCGGCGAGAACGAUGGAAUUGCGCGAUGAGUUGAUCGGGCUGAUCGGGUGCUGGGGCAAUGUGCACCACGGGGGCAGUACUUCCUUUGAUGAGACUGUGACAGAGAGACCCAACGGGCGCUAUCUCGUUGUCGAUGACACGGGCGGUCUCGUCAUCGCAGCCUUGGCUGAACGGAUGGGCAUCCUUUACCCCCACGACGGCGACUACGAUGAGGAACAGCAAGAUGCCAUUGAGAGGCCAGCUGUGGCGGAAGGCGAUGAGGCCGAGAAGCCCCAGGACGGAGAGGGGCAAUCCUCUGAUACUCCCCGUCGGCCUCGUCGGCCACACAUGUCCGCUUCCGGAAACACCAUCACCCUUCUCCACGCCAACAAGCAACCGAACCUCAGUCUUUUGAAAUACUUUGGCUACGACCAAGACAGCCCGAGCGAGUCCCACCCCCUUUACACGAACCUGAAGACUGUUUCCUUCAUGCAGCUUCUGGACCCCAAUGCCGACAACAUCUAUGCCGAGGAGCCCCCUGUCGUACCCGAGGAGGAGCUGGCUACAUACAAGCCCAGCAAGCGCAGUUCAUAUCACCGGAAACGCGGACGCUGGAUGCGCGUCCGCAAGGUCGUGGACGAUGCUCGGUCCGGUGGGUUUGAUGGUCUGGUCAUCGCUUCUUUGAUGAAUCCGAGCAGCAUCAUGAAGCACGCGGUCCCGCUCGUGGCCGGCUCUGGUCCAGUCGUUAUCUACUCCCCGACCGUGGAACCGUUGACGGAGGUGAUGGACUUGUAUUCUACGGCCCGGAAGAACGCAUAUAUCGCGCGCAAACGAGAAUUGCAGGAGCGGAAGGAGCAGCAGCCCGAGGACCAAAAUGAAGAGGGCGCAAAGACGUACCCCGAACUGGAGGAGGAGUUCACCCUGGAUCCCACGAUGUUGCUCGCGCCGACGCUGCAGACCUCGCGGGUGCGUGCCUGGCAGGUGCUUCCUGGACGCACGCAUCCGCUCAUGUCGGGACGUGGUGGUGCCGAGGGGUACAUCUUCCACGGAAUCCGGGUUCUCCCUACGCAGGAGAUCAUCGAGGCUGCUGGUAACCCGGGCCGGAAGAGGAGAAAGAUUGCAAAGCCGACGGAGACUGAAACGCCGACCGCUAGCGGCAUCGAUAUUGAGAUGACGUCGUGAUUAUUCCCUACAUUAUUACCCGUGUAACAUAGCACUUGGCCAUUGGCAGCCACGACGAUACGAGAUCCGCCGCUGCAAGCGAGGAACACGAUAGACUUGUCUAUCACAGGAUGAUACCACUGAUCUCAGUCAAAACGCUUCAUGUUGAAAUAUACAGAGUAGCAGAACUAGGCUGACGUUCAUACGCUGAGUGUACGCCGAGAGCAACAAAACAAUCUAUCCUAGAAGCUCUUUCCCAUG